Pseudogymnoascus verrucosus is the source of this 2228-nucleotide messenger RNA. RefSeq lists its product as uncharacterized. Lineage: Eukaryota; Fungi; Ascomycota; Leotiomycetes; Thelebolales; Thelebolaceae. Bases 1 to 1506 code for a protein of 501 amino acids. Gene Ontology annotation, cellular component: U2-type prespliceosome; precatalytic spliceosome; U1 snRNP. The transcript has 4 exons. The record is from RefSeq and is a predicted model, not a curated record. Gene Ontology annotation, molecular function: U1 snRNA binding; mRNA binding. Gene Ontology annotation, biological process: mRNA splicing, via spliceosome.
AUGUCACUCGAAACAGAAGCUGGAACUGGAGCCUUAACCUUUGUUUCGCACCUUCAACAACUUCAUCCACCCGGCUGUCCGAUUCCAGCAGCUCCUUUGGACGGAGAGCUUCCUACCUCAAGAUCAUCCACAUCAUUCGUGAUGACGGACAAAUUACCUCCCAACCUCCUCGCGCUCUUUGCGCCGCGCCCAGGACUGCGAUGGGUGCCUCCCAGUGAUCAUGCACCUCAGGACCGGAUGACCGCAACCAUCUCUGGUCUGGCUGCAUUCCUCCCUGCGCUGGAGGAGUAUAAGGCUACGGAUAAGUAUGAGCCGACAGAGAGCUGGCUGCAGCGCAAGGAUAGAGUCAGAUUGGAGAAGAGGGAGGCACAGGAGCAGCUCUUGAAGGAGGGCCCAGCCGAUUAUAAACCUCAAGAGGACCAGAAUAUUCGCGGUGAUGCUUUCAAGACUUUGAUCGUUGCGCGCCUGAGUUACGAUGCGACAGAGCAGGACUUGGAGCGUGAGUUUGGACGUUUUGGUCCCAUUGAGCGUAUCCGUAUUGUAACGGAUACCCACCAAGACGAAAAGCCCAACAAGAAGAAGAAGAAGCAUCGCGGCUAUGCCUUUGUUGUUUUUGAGCGCGAGAAAGAUAUGAGAGCUGCUCUAGAUGGAUGUGACGGCAUUAGAAUCAAAGAACGACGCAUCAAAGUCGACGUCGAACGCGGCCGCACUGUCAAGGGCUGGAAGCCACGUCGCUUCGGUGGCGGCCUUGGAGGCAGAGGUUACACAAAGGCUGUCCCACCCCGCCCUAUGGGACCAGGUGGAUUUGGAGGCGGACCUGGACCUGGUUUCCGUGGUGGAUUCAGGGGGGGGUUCGAUGGAGGUCGCGGCGGUGGUGGCUUCCGGGGUGGAAGAGGUGGCGGUGGUUUCCAAGACCGUGGACCAGGAGGUGGAGGUAGAGGAGGUAUCGGCUAUCAAGGCAGUGGAUUCGGUGGCCGUGAUGGUGGCAGGGGUGACCGCGAUAGAGGAUUCGGAGCGCCUCCCCCAAACGCCCCAGCUGGACCACGACCAGGCGGCGGUGGUUACCCUCGCAAUGGGUAUGGCCAAGGCUCGCCAGACCGCAAUGGGCCACCUGCUGCUGGUGGGUAUGAACCACGCGGUGGCCGUCCUCCAUACGACGACAGGGGACCAAGUUCGGGUGGGUACAGAGGUGACAGAGGUGGUGAUCGAUAUGGUGGUUCUAGAGGAGGCGACUACCGUGGUGGCGGUGGUAGCGGAAGCAACAUGGAGCCGGUAAGACCUCGUGAGGGCGGCGGAUACCGUGACAGAGACUCUGGACGCGGCGACCCACGAGACCGUGAUCCAAGAGACCGGGACCCACGCGACAUGGGCCGUGAACCCAGGGACGGACCCAGAGACGGAGGGUAUGGUGGACGCCCACGCGAGGAAGAUAUGUCGAGGAAGCGCAUGUACGACGACGGAAACAACGGCUACAUCGAAGACCCGCGAAAGCUACGACGGUACUAAACAAGCAAGCUUCUUUGACAGCAGGUGGCUUGGGUGGGUACGGGUUUGAACCUUUCAGCUUUUUCUUCCCUCUUGCAACAGGGGUAAGCAACACUACAGCUACAGGGUGCACUUUUGCGACUUUCAGUAUCAAGGAGGUAUGAAGGUAGUAUUUGCUGCUCUGCCUGACCGCGCAUACAUCUCCCGACUUCGGAUCAAGCUUCUAGGCCCAUGAAACCGUCGAUGGACUUCAUUUGGUAACUUGGAUCCGUACAACUACUACGUCUGCCUCCCACUUGGCAAUUUUCUUGAUACAGCUUGUUUCAAAAUAAUCGUUUCUUCGGCUUCAAGAAACUUGGGUAACCCGACCCUCCCCUGGCCAAUUACGGAAAACCUUCUACGCCUUCUGCCAGUUUCUGGCCAGAACCUUGUCGCCCUUGUCCUGGAUUGCAAUCCUAAUUCGAACUUUCGUCCAUGUCGUUUACUUUUUAGUACUUUUUGUUUUUUUCUCGCCUUGUCCUCGUAUUGGUGGUGAGUAUGGGAUGGUAGGGGGUGGGUGAGGGGUCCAGCAUCUAAUCAUAGGUUCCUCAAGCGGGGUUGUACUUGUACGAUAGUCUCGCGAUGCUGUGUUGUCAAGAGUAUAAGUGUAUGGCGCGAAGCUAGGGGGAGUUUGCCGGUGGGUAGGCUAGUAUAAAAGCGAUUCAGAUGAGAUACGCAGUGUCUGAACGUAGUGAUAUUUGCAG